Molecule: messenger RNA, 1881 nt
Organism: Lasiodiplodia theobromae
Lineage: Eukaryota; Fungi; Ascomycota; Dothideomycetes; Botryosphaeriales; Botryosphaeriaceae
Product: D-3-phosphoglycerate dehydrogenase
Exons: 4
Coding region: 1-1881 (626 amino acids)
Biological process (GO): L-serine biosynthetic process
Molecular function (GO): phosphoglycerate dehydrogenase activity; NAD binding
Source: RefSeq, a predicted model, not a curated record
AUGCCUAUCCCAGUGAUGUCCUCCAAUGGCGCGGAGACGCCCCGCCCGAAGGUCCUAAUCCCAGAAAAGGUCUCUCCGGAUGGACUGGCGCUACUUCGAGAGAACUUCGAAGUCCAUGAACGCAAAGGAUUGUCUCCGGAUCAGCUCAAAGAGGUUAUUCCGGACUACGAGGCUUUGAUCGUCCGCUCGGAGACGAAAGUGACAGCGGAUCUGCUGUCAGCUGCAACAAAGCUCAAGGUUGUUGCUAGGGCUGGCGUUGGUGUUGAUAAUGUUGACGUCGAAACCGCGACGAAGCGCGGUGUCAUUGUUGUCAACAGCCCUAGUGGCAACAUUGGUGCUGCUGCGGAACACACCGUCGCCUUGAUGAUGGCUGUAGCUCGAAACAUUGGAGAUGCUUGUGCAAGCCUCAAGUCCGGCAAAUGGGAACGCAGCAGACUCGUUGGCGUCGAAAUGAAGGGAAAGACUCUUGCCAUCGUUGGAGCCGGAAAGGUCGGCAUCACCGUUGCCCGGAUCGCCAAUGGCAUGGGCAUGAACGUCAUAGCCUACGACCCCUACGCCAACCCUCAGAUAGCCGCAGCAGCAUCAGUCGAACUCAAAGACAGUCUCGACGAGCUUCUAACAGCCGCAGACUUCUUCACCAUCCACACGCCCCUCAUCGCCUCAACCAGAGGCAUGAUCGGCAAGAACGAGCUCUCCAAAAUGAAGCCGACCGCCCGCCUCCUCAACGUCGCCCGCGGCGGCGUCAUCGACGAAGCGGCCCUCCUCUCCGCCCUCGAAGCCGGCACCGUCGCCGGCGCCGGCAUCGACGUCUUCACAUCGGAACCCCCCGCGCCCGACUCUCCCGCCGCGCGCCUCAUCUCGCACCCCAAAGUCGUCGCAACCCCCCACCUCGGCGCGUCGACGGUCGAGGCGCAAGAAAACGUCUCCAUCGACGUGUGCCAGCAAGUCGUGGCGAUCCUGUCGGGCGAGCUGCCGCGCAGCGCCGUCAACGCGCCGCUCAUCCUGCCCGACGAGUACCGCACGCUGCAGCCCUUCGUCAGCCUGGUCGAGAAGAUGGGGUCGCUGUACACGCAGCACUACAGCGCGGCGCAGCGCCGCUCCCCCUCCGCCUUCCGCACCACCUUCGACCUCACCUACCACGGCCACCUCGCCGAGCUCAACACCACCAAACCCCUCUUCGCGGCGCUGAUCAAGGGCCUCCUCGCGCCCAUCAGCGAACUGCCGCCCGGCGCGGGUGGCCCGAAUGUUAAUAUUGUUAAUGCUGAGCUCGUCGCGAAGGAGCGUGGCAUCCUCGUCAACGAAAGGCGCGCUCGCGCUGAUGAUGAUGAGGGCGAGGGCGGGUCGGGCUUCGCGAGCAGCGUGACGUUGCGUGCGCGUCCGUCCCGUGGUGCGUCGGGGGCGCGGGGCGUAAGGCCGAGCUUCACGCGGAGCAACACUGGUGGUGGGCGACCGAAUCUGGAGGGAGGCCCGGUGGGUGGAGCGGGAGGAGAGAUGGCGAUGAAUGAUGAUGAUCAGGUUAUUCAGGGGUUCGUGUCGGCGAAUACGCCGCAUAUUUCGCGGCUGGAUCGCUUCGCGACGGCGGCGAACUUCGUGCCCAAGGGGACGAUGCUGAUCUGUCGGAACUUUGAUAGUUGUGGGAAGAUUGGGUUCGUGGGGAAUAAGCUCGGAGCGGCGGGGGUGAAUAUCUCGAGCAUGAUUGUGGCGCCGUUGGUGCAGCAGACGACGACGGGUGGAACAACCGAGGAGGAGGGGGGGAAGGGCGAGGAGGCGGCGAGUGAGGCGUUGAUGAUUUUGGGGGUGGAUGGCCCGGUGACGGAGGAGGUGGUGAAGAGUUUGAUUGGGGGUGAGGGUGUGUUGGAGGCGAGUGUUGUGACGUUUUGA